Molecule: messenger RNA, 2116 nt
Organism: Drosophila sulfurigaster albostrigata
Lineage: Eukaryota; Metazoa; Arthropoda; Insecta; Diptera; Drosophilidae
Product: organic cation transporter protein
Exons: 5
Coding region: 553-1974 (473 amino acids)
Biological process (GO): transmembrane transport
Cellular component (GO): membrane
Molecular function (GO): transmembrane transporter activity
Source: RefSeq, a predicted model, not a curated record
AACUGCAAUAAAUGUUUCGUUUCUUCUCUUCAAAUUGCACACAAUAUUUACACAAAAGUAAAUACUGUCAAACUUAAAUUAUAUAAACGUCAAGAGUCAAGAUCAGACGUUCCGGAAAUUCAAAGAGCUAAUUGGCUUCAGCAAUUAAGUAAAUUUAGCGCGACGCGCAGAAAAACAACAAAAACAAAAGCAAAUCAAAUGAUCUGAAACAAGAUAAGAUGCAAGUGAAAAAUGUGCAACGACAAAUAGAGAACUUCUUGUGUUGACUGACUGAUGUACAGCAGUCCAAGUGAAUGUGUCUUACAUGAAUGCAAUUUGUGCGUGAGCAAAAGAACACAAUGUUGGAGGUGGACAAAAUGCUGGUGAAGUGCGGCGACUUCAGUCGCAUGCAGUGGCUGAUGCUGGUGCUCUUCAGUUUGAUAAACUUACUAUCAGCCUUGCACUACUAUUCACAAACAAUAAUCAGUUUUGUGCCCAAGUAUUGGUGUGCAGAUGACUUGCCUGCAGACUUUGAACCACCGCAAAAAUCGAGUUGUAUGCCACUGGGCAUGAAUGAAAGUACUUCUGGAAAAUGUAAUAGCUACAACUAACAUAACAUAUGAACUCUACAUGGGUUAUAAGAGCUUUCCCAGCGAGAUGAACUGGAUAUGUGACAAUGCCUGGCAGCUAACUCUCGGCCAGUCCAUGUUCUUUGUGGGCUCCGUUGUGGGCACGCUGUCACUGGGCUAUCUGGCCGAUAUACUGGGCCGAGUGCCUAUAAUGAUUGUGGCCAAUCUGAUUGCCAUGUUGGGCAACAUGUUGACCAUUUUCAGUUCCAACCUGAUGCUCUUCUGCACAUUUCGCUUGAUCUCUGGCUUUGCCACUGACAGCAACUUUCUCAUGAUGUACAUACUGGUUAUGGAAUAUAUGCGUCCUUCGUUGCGCACUAUUGGACUAAGCAUCUGCAUUGGCAUCUUCUACUGCAUUGGCUCGAUUAGCGCACCUUGGAUUGCAGUGCUCAUGGGCAGUUGGCGUGGCUAUUUGCUAGUCACCUCGCUGCCCCUGUCACUAGUGCCGCUUUUCUAUUUCAUUGUGCCCGAGAGCGUGCAGUGGCUGGUGUCGAAACAACAAUACGAACGAGCUGCACGCUGCCUAAAACGUGUGGCCAAGAUCAAUGGCCGACAGGUUGAGGAGCGGGAAUACGAUCAGUUCAUUGAGGAAUGCAAGCAGAGUCAACGAACCACAAAGAGCGCACCCAAUCUGCUGGGUCUCUUCAAGACGCCUCGUCUGCGCCGCAAUACGCUCAUCUUGUUCUUCAAAUCCAUGGUCAUUACACUCUGUUACGAUGCUGUAUCCCGUAAUGUGCAAGGCCUUGGCAUUUCGCCAUUUGUGAUGUUUUCAUUGAGUGCCACCGCAAUAUUGCCAGCCUGUUUACUGCUCAUCGCUCUCCAAGAUCGCCUUGGUCGCAAGGCAAUGGCUUCGAUGUCGCUGCUGAUCAGUGGCAUUUUAAUAUCAGUCACUAGUAUCGUGCUUUUUGUUGCUAUCUCCGAAAAUAAUCAAACAACAACUUUACUGGUGACGCUCUCGGUGAUUGGUCGCUUUGGUGUCACCGUGGCUUACAAUUCGGGCGCCCAAUAUGCCACUGAGCUAAUACCAACUUGUGUGCGUGGACAGGGCGUGGCCGCGGUGCAUGUGAUGGGCUAUGCCUUCACCUUCUUCAGCUCCUACAUUCUCUAUACACGCACAAUAUUCUCACCUCUGCCGGAAAUCAUUCUGGGUUUGCUUUCGCUGCUGGGCGCUUGCUUGUGCCUCCUGCUGCCUGAGACACUGCAUCGCACAUUGCCCGCUUCGCUGGAAGAUGGCGAGAACUUUGGCAAGAACGAGCAUUGGUACACCUUUAGCUUCUUGGAGAAGCGCACACAGUCGGUGACCAAGCUGACUCCAGGUAGAACUAAGUCUCAGUCGAACUCAAUAGAUUCCUCCAAUUAUUUUUAACGUAGCUCGUUGUGGAGUGUUUUAGUCUAGUUGAAAUGUUAGCAUACUUUUAUGCUCUCACUUAAAGUUCCUUCAUAUCAUAAUGUGUAGUCAGCACAAUAUCAUUGUACAAAUAAAGCACUUUUAGUUGAGCAAGCUGAGA